Messenger RNA from Fragaria vesca subsp. vesca, 1707 nucleotides. RefSeq names its product 3-hydroxy-3-methylglutaryl-coenzyme A reductase 1-like. The transcript has 4 exons. Lineage: Eukaryota; Viridiplantae; Streptophyta; Magnoliopsida; Rosales; Rosaceae. The record is from RefSeq and is a predicted model, not a curated record. Gene Ontology annotation, cellular component: peroxisomal membrane; endoplasmic reticulum membrane. Gene Ontology annotation, biological process: sterol biosynthetic process; isoprenoid biosynthetic process; coenzyme A metabolic process. The coding region runs from base 1 to 1707 and encodes 568 amino acids. Gene Ontology annotation, molecular function: hydroxymethylglutaryl-CoA reductase (NADPH) activity; protein binding.
AUGGACUCUCGCCGUCGGUCCCCCAAACCGCCUCGCCCGACGGCCGUUAACGCUGGGACCCACCCUCGAAAUGACAAAGCGUCGUCUUCUUCAUCAGGAGGAGAAGGACGCGGUGGUGGAGCGAAAGCGUCCGACGCGCUGCCGCUGCCUUUGUAUCUGACGAACGCCGUGUUCUUUACUCUCUUCUUCUCCGUGGCGUACUACCUCCUCCACCGCUGGCGCGACAAGAUCCGAACCUCCACGCCGCUCCACGUCGUCAACCUCUCCGAGCUCGCCGCCAUUCUCUCCCUCAUCGCCUCCUUCAUCUACCUCCUCGGCUUCUUCGGCAUCGACUUCGUCCAGUCCUUCAUCUCACGCGCCUCCCACUACGACGACGCCUGGGACGACGACGAUGCCGACGACGACGUCAUCGUUCCGGCGAAAUUCGUCGACGCAGACCCGGCAUUGUGCUCCGAGGAGGACGAGGAGAUCAUCCAGGCCGUUCUAAACGGCGACGUUCCGUCCUACUCGCUAGAAUCGAAGCUCGGCGACUGCAAGAGAGCGGCGGUGAUCCGGCGCGAGUGGCUCCAGAGAACGACCGGGAGGUCGCUGCAGGGUUUGCCUCUGGAAGGAUUCGAUUACGGCUCGAUUCUAGGGCAGUGCUGCGAGUCGCCGGUCGGAUACGUGCAGAUUCCGGUGGGAAUCGCCGGGCCGUUGUUGCUCGACGGGUUCGAGUACAUGGUGCCAAUGGCGACGACGGAGGGGUGCCUUGUGGCGAGCAUGAACAGAGGUUGCAAGGCUAUUCUCCUCUCCGGUGGGGCUGACUCCCGGGUUUAUAGGGACGGCAUGACCAGAGCUCCGGUGGUCAAGUUUGCCUCUGCCGUCAGAGCUUGCGAUCUCUUAUGCUACUUGGAGAACCGUGCCAAUUUUGAUACUCUCGCCGUCGUUUUCAAUAGAUCAAGUCGAUUUGCGAGGCUACAGAGCAUAUUUCCUUCUCUUUCUGGGAUGACGCUCCACGUAAGAUUUAAUUGCACCACAGGUGAUGCCAUGGGGAUGAAUAUGGUCUCCAAAGGGGUUCAGAAUGUCCUUGAUUAUCUGCAAAACGACUUUCCUGAUAUGGAGGUUAUCGGCAUAUCUGGAAAUUUUUGUUCGGACAAGAAAUCUGCAGCUGUAAACUGGAUUCUAGGACGUGGCAAAUCAGUUGUUUGCGAAGCAGUUAUCAAGGAAGAGGUGAUCAAAGAAGUGUUGAAAACGAACGUGUCUAAGCUGGUACAACUCCAGCAGAAUAAGAUCUUUGUAGGUACUGCCAUGGCCGGAACUGUGGGUGGGUAUAAUGCCCAUGCCAGCAACAUUGUAUCUGCAAUAUUUAUAGCCACCGGCCAAGAUCCUGCACAGAAUGUUGAGAGUUCUCACUGUCUAACGAAUAUUGUAUCCAUCAAUGACGGGAAGGACAUUCAUGCUUCCAUCACAAUGCCUUGUAUCGAGGUUGGUACAAUUGGUGGUGGGACUCAACUUGCAUCUCAAUCUGCUUGCUUGAAUAUGCUUGGCGUAAAAGGUGCAAGCCAAGGGUCCCCUGGAUCAAACUCGAGGAGGUUGGCCACCAUUAUAGCCGGUUCAGUACUGGCCGGAGAACUCAGCCUCCUAUCCGCCAUGGCUGCUGGUGAUAUGGUCAAGAGUCACAUGAAAUACAACAGAUCCAGCAAAGAUAUUUCUAAUGCUGCAUCUUGA